GCAUACUGUGCUCCUACAAGGAACUUUACGACUGGCAUGAACAUCUCUGAAGCCGACUCUUCCACAACCAUGGACUUGCCUCGAGGACUCACACCUGGCAAACAAAAUCUCCGCAGCGAAACAGAUAACACACCUGGAAGAUGCUGUUCCUCUGACUUGUCAAAGAAAUGCUGCCCUUACGAUUACGAUGACAGCAAAUGUGGAAUCUCUGAUAACAGAACUCUGUGUGGUUACAAUAAAAACCUGGAAAAACCUAAAGUAAUUGAAACGACUACAGUUAAAUAUGGUCUUAUUUGUCGGCUUGUAAAUGAUCGAUUAGAGUGUGGAUAUGAUAAAGGAUCCCCUGUCGAUGAACCGGUUACACAAGAACUCAUAACAGGAAAUUCAAAACUUACUUCAACUGUAACUUCAGAAAAGAUUACCUCUAAAGCUACUAUAGGAACGAGUACCGAAACAACAAAAAAAAGCACCACAACUAAAAUUAUAACGGAAACUGCAGAAAAAACUACUAGCACCACGCCUACAACAAAAACAGAGACUACAAGAGAAACCACAACUACACAACAAACCACAACUACAAAACAAACCACUACCACAACACAAACCACCCCUACAAGACAUACUACUAUUGAAGAACCCACAUCUCAAAGUGCUAUUCCAGGAAACUGUUGCUCUUCGAAUUUUUCAAAAGGUUGCUGUCCCUACGACUAUGAUGACAGCAAUUGUGAGAUUUCUGACAACAGAACAGUAUGUGGCUACAAUAAAAAUCAGAAAAUGCCAGACGAUGAUACAACCAAGCAAUUUACUAAGCAAGGAUUAAACUGUCAAAACAGAGACGAUCGAGUGGAGUGUGAAUACAAUAAACGAUCUGAUAUUACCGAUAGCUUUACUCCUUCAACUAAAUCACACAGUAAAAAGCGUUUAAUCCACAAGGUACGCCCAAAGACUAGGCGUAUAACAUCAACUUCAAAGGUAACAGAAGCAACACUCCCGCAAACAAGUACGCCAACAACAACGACAGAAAUGAAAACAACAACACCACCAACAACAACAGCACCACCAACAACACCAUCAACAACAAUACCACUAACAACAACACCGACAACACAACACCGACAACACCAACAACAACACCGACAACAAUACCAACAACAACAGCAGCAACAACAAAGGUGAAGUUGACAACAGGGCGCCGCACUACCAUAGAAUGCGUUGAGAUUCACUCCAAAAAGGCUUGUCGCGUUAUUCGUAUCGAUGAAGAAUUAAAUUAUGAAUAAACGCAAAUAUAUACAAAAAUAAAGAUAUACUUGU
Messenger RNA from Leguminivora glycinivorella, 1311 nucleotides. RefSeq names its product integumentary mucin C.1-like. The transcript has a single exon. The record is from RefSeq and is a predicted model, not a curated record. Bases 37 to 1176 code for a protein of 379 amino acids. Lineage: Eukaryota; Metazoa; Arthropoda; Insecta; Lepidoptera; Tortricidae.